UUGGAGCCUCGGAGGUGAUGGGAUACAACCCAACUCUUAUGCAUCGAAGGUUUUGGCUUGUGGGUUUUCUAUGGCUAACAUUUGUUGCUCUAUCGAGAUGGAGCCUAGGACCUUACGUGAAGGACAACUCAGCCAUGCCAGGGAAGUGGCUGCGGAUGUAGCUCAAAAGAUGGAACCAGAAGAAGCGUCCGAUGUAUUCAUAAAUGGGCUGAGACCGGUUCUUUCAAUCAAGGAGAUGAGUCAGAUUGAGGGAAAUGGAGAUCGACAUGAUCACAAAGUUGUAGAGUGCAAGGAGAAGACUGCUGAGAUUAUUGACAGACCUUGCCAAUGCUCAUGCAUCGCGAAAGACAUAGAAUCCCCUGAUCAAUUGAAUCUUAAGGAGCCACUUUCAGCCCCAUUUUGAUGGUGUAGUCUUUGUUUUAUUUAUUUUUCUUACAGAAUAUAUAAUUAGUCAUUUAUUUUUAAGGUGAUUGGGAACAAUUGUACUGUUAAAGACUUCUGAUUUGAAAUUUACCUCCUUA
Molecule: messenger RNA, 521 nt
Organism: Populus nigra (black poplar)
Lineage: Eukaryota; Viridiplantae; Streptophyta; Magnoliopsida; Malpighiales; Salicaceae
Exons: 3
Coding region: 71-403 (110 amino acids)
Source: RefSeq, a predicted model, not a curated record